Messenger RNA from Salvia hispanica, 1042 nucleotides. Its product is annotated as WRKY transcription factor 22-like. Gene Ontology annotation, molecular function: transcription cis-regulatory region binding; DNA-binding transcription factor activity. The record is from RefSeq and is a predicted model, not a curated record. Gene Ontology annotation, biological process: regulation of DNA-templated transcription. Gene Ontology annotation, cellular component: nucleus. Lineage: Eukaryota; Viridiplantae; Streptophyta; Magnoliopsida; Lamiales; Lamiaceae.
CACCAAUUCAAAUUUCUUUUCUCUAAUCAAAACUUUAUAUAUAUUUGACAAAGUCAAAUGAAAUUAAGCCAUUGAGUUCAAUAUAACAUGGAAGAUUGGAGUUUGCAGGCCAUAGUCCGAGGAUCGAGCGGCGAGUUCGGGAUGAUCGGCGACAUGGAAGUGGACGGUCCAGAUUCAUUCUUGACCUCCGAUCACCAAUUAUUCGAUCAUAAUUUUCGCGCCAGUUUUCCCGAUAUCUUCGAGAGCUUCCCGGGCUCGUCCGGCGACGAGCUUGAGGAGCUUUACAAGCCGUUUUAUCCGGCAACUUCUCUUCCCGAUCACACGGCCGCCGAGUCUCAGCCACAAAAUGCUGACCAAUCCGAUCAGUCGUCGGUCUCCAGCCCCGUUGCUGGCGCCAACCCCGUUUACACGCCCAAGUACAAGAAAAGGAAGAAUCAGCAUAAGAGAGUUGUGAUUCAAGUUUCAGCUGAGAAUCUGUCUUCGGACAUGUGGGCUUGGCGCAAAUACGGCCAAAAACCCAUCAAGGGAUCGCCUUAUCCAAGAAGCUAUUACAGAUGUAGCAGUUCAAAGGGGUGUUUGGCAAGAAAACAAGUGGAGCAAAGCUGUACGGACCCAGGGAUGUUCAUAAUCACCUACACGGCGGAGCACAGCCACAGCCAACCCACGCGCCGGAAUUCCUUAGCAGGCACCGUCAGGCAGAAGUUCCCAUCUCCCAAGCAAGCGGAGAAAUCUCAGCUGCAGCAGCAAACUGAAAUGAACAUGAAGCCGAGGGUCAAAGUGGAGGAGAAGGCUCACAGCUCCGACGAUUUUGUUUUCAACGAGGAUUUCUUUUCCGGGCUAGAAGAGUUUGAUGAGUUCGCGCAGCCAUUUCGUUCGAGGCCUUGUAGCUGGGCGUAGGACUUGCUCAUUAAACAUAAUUGGUUGAAAUAUUUGCAUAUUAACAUGUAUGCAGCUGUGUAUGUUACGGUUUCAGUAUAAGAGAAAGGGGAUGUAAUUAUAAACUUUAAUCUUUACAUGCAUCAUUCAAACAUUAUUACUGCUA